AUGUUGGGAGACAUCCGCCAUCUUUGCCGCCGCUCCCACACAAAACUGCAGAGGAAGAUGCUCGCCGUUGUCUUCCGCGUGUUGUCAGGCAUCUCCCCGAGGCCCACGAGCAGAGUGCUGGUGGCCUCCAGCAACUUCGCAAACGAUGCUACGUUUGACAUUAAGAAAUGUGACCUUUACCGGCUGGAAGAAGGCCCUCCGGUCACAGCCACGCUCACCAAGGAGGACGGGCUGAAGUACUACAGGGUGAUGCAGACCGUGCGCAGAAUGGAGCUAAAGGCGGACCAGCUGUACAAGCAGAAGAUUAUCCGGGGCUUCUGUCACCUGUACGACGGGCAGGAGGCUUGCUGCGUGGGCCUGGAGGCCGGCAUCGAGCCCACCGACCACCUCAUCACGGCCUACCGGGCUCACGGCUACGCCUUCACGCGGGGCCUGAGUGUCCGGCAGAUCCUCGCCGAGCUCACGGGCCGAAGAGGAGGCUGCGCCAAGGGCAAGGGGGGCUCCAUGCACAUGUACUGUGACAACUUCUACGGGGGCAACGGCAUCGUGGGGGCCCAAGUGCCGCUGGGGACCGGGAUUGCGCUGGCCUGCAAGUAUAACGGGACCGAUGAGGUCUGUUUGACUUUAUACGGCGAUGGCGCUGCCAACCAGGGCCAGCUCUUUGAGGCGUACAACAUGGCGGCUCUGUGGAAGCUGCCCUGUCUCUUCAUCUGUGAGAAUAACCGUUAUGGGAUGGGGACGUCCGUGGAGAGGGCGGCGGCCAGCACGGAUUACUACAAGAGAGGGCACUUCAUCCCAGGACUGCGGGUCGAUGGGAUGGAUGUCUUAUGUGUCCGGGAGGCGACCAAGUUUGCAGCCGCCUACUGUCGAUCCGGAAAGGGGCCCAUCGUGAUGGAGCUGCUGACCUACCGUUACCAUGGACACAGCAUGAGUGAUCCCGGAGUCAGUUACCGGACCCGGGAAGAAAUCCAGAAAGUCCGGCGCAAGAGUGAUCCCAUCAUGCUUCUCAAGGAUAGAAUGGUGAACAGCAAUCUCGCCAGUAUGGAAGAGUUCAAGGAAAUCGAUGCCGAAGUGAAGAAAGAAAUUGAGGAUGCCACGCAGUUUGCCACGUCCGACCCUGAGCCGCCCGUGGAGGAGCUAGGCUGUCACAUCUACAGCUCCGAGCCACCCUUUGAAGUCCGUGGCACAAAUCCGUGGAUCAAGUAUAAGUCUUUUAGUUAA
Sorex araneus (European shrew) is the source of this 1221-nucleotide messenger RNA. Its product is annotated as pyruvate dehydrogenase E1 component subunit alpha, somatic form, mitochondrial-like. Bases 1 to 1221 code for a protein of 406 amino acids. NCBI's taxonomy places the organism in Eukaryota, Metazoa, Chordata, Mammalia, Eulipotyphla, Soricidae. Gene Ontology annotation, biological process: pyruvate decarboxylation to acetyl-CoA. Gene Ontology annotation, molecular function: pyruvate dehydrogenase (acetyl-transferring) activity. The record is from RefSeq and is a predicted model, not a curated record. Gene Ontology annotation, cellular component: intracellular membrane-bounded organelle. The transcript has a single exon.